ACCCCUACCGUACACUAACAGUACCGGUCCGUGUUUUCUGCGAUAUGACCACAAUGGGCGGGGGGUGGACGGCCAUUCAGAAACGCGUAGACGGAUCAAUGAGUUUUGACAGGAACUGGCUGGAUUAUAAGAAUGGUUUCGGUUUACCAGAACAGAAUGUCUGGAUUGGAAAUGACGUAAUUCAUAAAUUAACAAAAGAAAACUCGUUAUACCUUUAUGUGUCCAUCACUCUCCAGAACGGUACAAAACUGUAUGAAAUGUACGACCGAUUCUCUGUCUCCGACGAAGCAGGAAAAUAUCAACUCUUUCUUGCAGGACCUGCCACGGGGACCUUAGGUAAAUGUAUUUAUGUUACAUGUAAGUUCUUAAAAUUAGGUUCAAAUUACGUAUAUUACUUAUUACGUAUAUCUUAUUAAUUAUUCUUUUCUGUAUUGGCACAUAAUAAUGUUCCUGAAAAAAGAG
Saccostrea cuccullata (small rock oyster) is the source of this 462-nucleotide messenger RNA. RefSeq names its product fibroleukin-like. Bases 45 to 416 code for a protein of 123 amino acids. NCBI's taxonomy places the organism in Eukaryota, Metazoa, Mollusca, Bivalvia, Ostreida, Ostreidae. The record is from RefSeq and is a predicted model, not a curated record. The transcript is spliced from 3 exons.